GCGAUCGGAUGUUUUACACGGAUUGUGAUUCGCGAGAGCGACUCGCACGGCGAAUACAACUCGUACAAGAUGAUGGAGAUUGUAGACGUGGUGCAAGGCCAGGGUCAGAAUCAGCCUCCAUACAGCGUUAACAAGACCCUGACAGACAAGUACCUGGUACUCAAGUAUGGAGCACUUGAGCGCGACUACUCGAUGGAGACCAUUUCCAAUAGCCCGAUCAAACUCGAGGAAUUCAAUAGCUGGGAGAGCGUGUUGCGCGCCUGACCGAAUCCGCGAGCGCCCUACAUCGUCGGACGUAGCAAGAAAGCGGGAGGCACUCGACAAGGCUAGCAGCUACCAGCUUACAGACAAGGAUAUCACUGAUAUGGUUAGCGAGCGCAACCGUCUUGCCCAGCUGGUUUCUUCUGGCACCACGCUGAACUCGGCACUUGAGCGUGCAAAGCUCCUGCAGCGCCGAAUGGAGGCCCGCCAGAACAACAACUGGGAGAUGAUAGAGGAGAUCGACAAGCGGCUGGAGGACCUCGCGAAGAACGGCACUGGCAAGUCUGACACUGCAGGCCCACGUACGACUGGUGGGAACAAGAUCCUUCUGGCACCAUCCACAUCAUCUCGUCAUGGAGCGCCGGACGGCACACACACGCCAGCCAGACGCAAUAGGCUGCUGACACCGACACCCAGGAACAUCGGCCAGCUCACAACAUCUGGCGCUGGAGCCAGGCACGGCGAGACAAGCAGAGCCAACGGUUUCCCAACUGUGCCGCAGAUCAGAGUGCCAGAGCUGUCGCUGAGAUCCAAGACCACGCCUGGAUUUGUUGACAUGAUGGCCAAAAACGGCGGUUUUGACAUGAGCUUCCUCCAGGUGUAGCUGGUUUUUGAACCCAUAGAGGUGGAUAUGAGCAACAUGCGUGUGCCAGCUCGCAUAUUUUUUUACCAGCAUCAACGCAGGAUCCUUGACUUUUCCGAACACUCUAUUUAUAAGACUAAGGACAUUUAUGUGUGGAAUACAGCUGCUGAUCCAGCGAAAGCAAUAUUUCUCCCCAGUGACGACUACACCAAGAUCUGGGCAGAGCUGACCACAGCCAAC
Linderina pennispora is the source of this 1084-nucleotide messenger RNA. RefSeq lists its product as uncharacterized. The transcript has a single exon. The record is from RefSeq and is a predicted model, not a curated record. NCBI's taxonomy places the organism in Eukaryota, Fungi, Kickxellomycota, Kickxellomycetes, Kickxellales, Kickxellaceae. The coding region runs from base 167 to 865 and encodes 232 amino acids.